Messenger RNA from Aspergillus steynii IBT 23096, 759 nucleotides. Its product is annotated as protein-S-isoprenylcysteine carboxyl O-methyltransferase. The record is from RefSeq and is a predicted model, not a curated record. Gene Ontology annotation, biological process: C-terminal protein methylation. Gene Ontology annotation, molecular function: protein C-terminal S-isoprenylcysteine carboxyl O-methyltransferase activity. NCBI's taxonomy places the organism in Eukaryota, Fungi, Ascomycota, Eurotiomycetes, Eurotiales, Aspergillaceae. The transcript is spliced from 2 exons. Gene Ontology annotation, cellular component: membrane; endoplasmic reticulum. The coding region runs from base 1 to 759 and encodes 252 amino acids.
AUGCCCUCCACCUCCCCACCCCUCGACACAUCCAUCUACCCCGGCGGCAAAAAGUCCCUCGCGGGAAUCUCCCUGCGCGCGUUCCUCAUCGGCACCACCCUCGGCCUCUCCGCCUCGCUCGCCCUCACGCUGCGCCUCUUCUCCACCACCCCCCUCUGGCGCAUCCCCUUCUUCCUCGCCUCGCUCUGCCUCUUCCACUUCCUCGAAUACUACGUCACCGCCGCCCACAACACCCGCCACGCCUCCGUCUCCGCCUUCCUCCUCUCCUCCAACGGCUGGGCCUAUAACCUCGCCCACACCUCCGCCGCCCUCGAGUGCCUCCUCGCCCACGUCCUCUUCUGGCCCCGAGAGAGCUACUUCGCCUGGUCCGGGCCCGUCUUCGCCGGCCUCAAGAUCCAGCUCGUCCUGGGCCUGCUGCUCAUGGCCGUCGGCCAGACCACCCGCACCCUCGCCAUGGCCCAGGCCGGCAGUAACUUCAACCACACGGUCCAGGUCGAGCGCAAGGACGGCCACACGCUCGUCACCCACGGCGUGUACGCCCUGCUGCGCCAUCCCAGCUACUUCGGGUUCUUCUGGUGGGGCCUGGGCACGCAGCUGGUGCUGGGCAAUGUGGUCUGCUUCGUGGGGUAUUUGGUCGUGCUGUGGAAAUUCUUUAACAGUCGCAUCCAGCGAGAGGAACGCUUCCUGAUCGCCUUCUUCGGCGACGAAUACGUCCAGUACAAGAAGAGGUCGAUUGUCGGGAUCCCGGGCAUCUGGUGA